Messenger RNA from Zychaea mexicana, 1071 nucleotides. RefSeq lists its product as uncharacterized. The transcript is spliced from 2 exons. NCBI's taxonomy places the organism in Eukaryota, Fungi, Mucoromycota, Mucoromycetes, Mucorales, Lichtheimiaceae. Bases 1 to 1071 code for a protein of 356 amino acids. The record is from RefSeq and is a predicted model, not a curated record.
AUGGCCAAAGCCAUCGACCUUGAAGCUCAAGUCGUAUAUGGCUAUCUCCGUAGACACAAGGAUACCAUGGCUGCAGAUGGCAUGCCAACAGAAAAUCAUGCUUGGUGUUCUGUUAAAGUAGGAGGCGAAUAUAGAUUUAUUGAUUGUUGGCUAGCAUCACCUUGUCACCAGUAUAACAACAAGAGUAACAACGACAACAAUGGUGAUACCAUGCCACUUGUAGUAGAACCACACUGGUUUUUAUGUCGACCGCUCGAUAUGAUCUACACCCAUUUCCCGACGAGCGCCGUCGACCAAUAUCUCGAACCACCUGUCAGCAUCAACACAUUUUUCGCCUUGCCCUUCGUCUGCCUACCAUUCUUCCAGCAUCACAUCCACGUGCUCGACUACGACCCUGCCAGUUGCGAGCUUGUCGGCGACAAGAUGUGCCACAUUACGCUCCAAAUCGAUCCAGACAUUGCAUGUUACGCUGAAGUCGAAACGCGAACGACACAACAUGACAUGACGCGCACAGCACUUUUGAAAACACGCGGAUUAGCACAAAGUUUGGAUGACAAUGGCGGUGAUCGGAUAUGUAAAAUCAAGGCCCAGUUACCGCCAGGUCAAUGGAUGGGUUGGCUCAAGAUUUAUGCCGGUCCACGUGUGGUUCCGACAACGGGAACGGGCCAACAGCAACAAGAAAAGCUUGGUGCAAAACAUUAUCCAUUGGCGCUCUGUUUCCGCUUGACGCAACAGAUGCCACAAAUACAACAACAACAACAACAACAACAGCCGACAUUUGAUUUUGUCCAUAUACAUGUAUGUCAGUACGAAUUCUAUGUGCAAGAACCACAAUGCUAUCAACUGUAUCCGCUGCAGAAAUACAACUUUUCGGUCAAAAGCAAUCAAACGCACCACAAACUCGCUAUCCGUAGUCCGAACGGGCGACUCUAUAAACUAAUGUAUUAUCCACAAGACCAUACUUAUGACGGCACCAUCACUGUGAGUGAGGUUGGUCAAUGGACGUUGGUGUGUUUGCUCCACCAUGCUGGUGGUCUUUACGUCGUGGCAAGCUGGGAAUGCAAAGUUUAA